AUGGGCCGUUUAGGGGGUGCCAAAGACAACCUCAUGAAGGACCCCCUUAUAAAGGACUCUUCAAUGGAGAACGACCUCGACUUUCCACCGACGCGCUACGAACGGGCGCACGUUCAUGACGUCUACGAGGCCAUCGCCGCACACUUUUCCUCCACCCGCUAUCGCGCGUGGCCGAGGGUGGGGGCCUUUUUGGAGGCCCUCCCGCCCUUUGCGAUGAUCGCCGAUGUGGGAUGCGGAAAUGGGAAGUACUUCGCUUCGGCCCAGCGCAUGGCGGGGCCGCCGCGGUCCUCGCACGUCGGCCCUAAUCCACAGUGUAGUAAUCGUACUAAUCGCCGGAAUGCUCCUAAUAGUCCUGAUGGGAAUCGAACCAGUCCGAAUGGCAAGGUGGCAUCCCUCACCACGCGGCGGUAUGUGGUUGGGGUGGAUUACAGCGGCGCGUUGCUACGCCAAGCGCAGCGCGAGGCGGCCGAUCCGAAUGCAAGCGUUUCCACCCCUUCUUUUUCUUCCUUUUCCUCGUCCGAGUCAGGGCGGCAGCCUCGGACGGAUACGCUUCGUUGUGAUGCCCGUCAAUGUCCUUUCCGUCGGGGGCUAUUCGACGCGGUGAUUAGCAUCGCGGUGAUCCACCACUACGCAACGCCGCAGCGGCGAAGGGAAGCGGUGGGGGAGCUGCUCCGUCUCGCGCGGGCGGAGGGCGGAUUGGUGUUAAUUUACGUCUGGGCAAGAGAGGACGAUCCUCCUAAUGAUAGAAAUGAUAAAAAUAGAAGCGGCGGGAAGAGGCGAAGGAGCGCUGCGCAGCGGGUGGAUAGCUGUACAGGGGAUGCGCUCGUGCCAUGGGAGAUGAACACACGGUUUCGCUCGGGCAACGACGACGAACAGCAGAUAUUUCACCGAUUUUAUCAUUUCUUUUCGGAGGGGGAGUUGCAGGAGCUCUGUAGGGAGGCUGCCAAAGAAGCGGGGGUAACGGUGCACGUACGUGAAGCCUACUAUGAUAAAGAAAACUGGUGUAUUCUGCUAGAAAAAUCCUAA
This is a messenger RNA of Phytomonas sp. Hart1, 1026 nucleotides long. NCBI's taxonomy places the organism in Eukaryota, Euglenozoa, Kinetoplastea, Trypanosomatida, Trypanosomatidae. The record is from the annotation of a GenBank genome assembly.